CGAGGCCAUGAUACAUAGGACCGGGCUGAUGACUUGACGUUUGACAGAACCCAUGUGCACUGCAUGCCGGGAAAAAUGGCGUCGUUGUUUACAAGACGGCACAGGGGGCAACAUAUCUGCGACUUUUAAAGUAAAUCUUGUGUCCCGUUUUUGUUCUGACUUUACAGUAAUUUUAACAGUGUGUUAGAAAGUCUUUGCUUGAAACGAGAGCGUUAGAGAGUGGAAACUGCCAUUGACAAGGUGAAAGAAGAGAGUGAGUUCCUGUUUUUGCACCGUCACUGACAGACACGACUUUACUUCGAAUCACAGAGGAGCUUCUUUUUGGUGCUGCAGGAGGACACGUUAAUCCAGACGAAUGAACAGAACCACGGCAAAGCUUCUCAUUGAGCGCUACUUUCGGCAGUUAACCGAGGGCUGCGGAUAUGGCAACUGCACGAACAAGUUUUGCGCUUCAUGUCAUGACUUUCGACCUUUGGAUAGUAAUUCAGCAGCCGCCAAAGCGCUUGAGUUGUUUAAGAUUAAUGCCAAACUCUGUCCUCAUCCCCCCAAGAAAGAAUCUGACACCUCCGAGGCUGAAAACAUGAGCGAUAUGGACCCGUCUUCCUCCGAAGAGGUGUUCUCAGAUGUUCAUUAUCUCACAGAGAACUCUGUGUGUAUGAUUCUGAGUUUCUGUGAGGAGCAAGGCGACUACUCUGCCCUGGUCCGUGUCAUUGGCAGAGUCUUUUCAAGUGCAGAUUCUUUGAUGAAGAGUUUUAGAAAGAAUGAACCAAGUUCAGCCAAUGAAACAACAGACCAGACUGCACCCCAACUGGAGAGUACGGGUGCUGCCCCUGUUGACGCGGCCGCUCUACCGGAUGAGUUUAACAAGUUUGACCUCUGCGACCUCAAUAUAGACCUCGAGUCCGUGAGGAGGGUCUACGACAGACUUUUAACUAACGACCAGGCUCAAACUGCUCUUGUGAACGCACUUGUGUUCCUCACACCAAAUAUGGAGCUUGACCUGGAUUACCUGGAUGUGUAUGAAGCGAAUCCAGAUUAUUUAAACAUUUUCCUCAUUGUGAUGGAGAACAGCAACCUUCACAGUCCCGAGUACCUUGAAGUGGCAUUGCCGCAGUUCUGCAAGGCGAUGAGCAAACUGCCUGUGGCUGCACUUGCAAGACUGGCAAGGCUUUGGUCAGUGUACGGUUUAGAACACAUCAGGCGUAUAAUGGAGACCUUCCAGCAGGUCAUCACAUUCACAAUUUUGAGUAACGAAUAUGACGCUGAAAAUCUGGUGAACGAAGAUGAGACCGUGGUGACUGCCACCCAGUGUUUAAAAGUCGUGUUUUACGCAAGUAUCCUGGGCGGUGAAGUGGACACGGAGCACAACGAGGAGGAGGGUGAUGAAGACGAAGACUUGGAUGAGCUCUCUCUACACGAACUGCUAGGUGAGGAUAGGCUCUAUAAGAAGCGUCCUCUGCUUGAUCCCCUGGAAAAAGAACUGGGAGUCCGGACUAUAGAUUGUAUUAAACCUCUGAUUCCCUUUGAGGAUUUCGUUAACGAGUCAAUAAAUGAUGUAGUGGAGAUGGACAAAGACUUCACCUUCUUCAAGGUCAAUGCUGAAAGUAAGUUUUCUUUUCAGAGCUGCCCAUUCAUUCUCAGCGUCAUCACAAAGAAUCAAGGACUUUACUACGAUAAUAGGAUCAGAAUGUACAGCGAGCGACGCCUCACUGCCCUGUACAGCAUGGUUCAGGGCCAACAGCCCAACCCCUACCUGAAACUCAAAGUUCGAAGAGAUCACAUUAUUGAUGACGCCCUUGUACGGCUGGAGAUGAUCUGCAUGGAGAACCCUUCUGACCUCAAGAAGCAGCUGUUUGUCGAAUUUGAGGGGGAGCAAGGAGUAGAUGAGGGAGGGGUGUCGAAAGAGUUUUUUCUGUUGGUGCUGGAGGAGAUUUUCAAUCUUGAUAUAGGAAUGUUCACCUAUGACAAAGACACAAAGCUCUUCUGGUUUAACUCCUCUUCACUUGAGAACGAAGCACAGUACACUCUUGUAGGCAUUGUCAUGGGACUGGCCAUUUACAACAACUGCAUCCUGGAUGUCCACUUCCCAAUGGUGGUCUACAGGAAACUAAUGGGAAAGAAAGGGACCUUCUUGGACCUGUCCGACUCACAUCCAGUUCUCCACCAAAGUCUGAAGCAACUGCUUGACUAUACAGAUAACGUGGAGGAAGACAUGGCGCUAACUUUUCAGAUAUCGCAAACAGACCUCUUUGGAAAUCCAGUACUGUAUGACCUGAAGGAGGAGGGCGACCAGAUCCCUGUUACUAAUGAGAACAGACAGGAGUUUGUGGAUCUGUAUACUGAAUACAUACUGAACAAGAGCGUGGAAAGACAGUUCAAAGCUUUCAAGAAAGGAUUUCAAAUGGUCACCAAUGAGUCUCCACUCAAGUAUUUGUUUAGACCUGAGGAAGUAGAACUCCUCAUUUGUGGAAGCAGGAAACUCGACUUUGAAGCCCUGGAGAAAGCGACAGAAUACGACGGAGGCUACAGCAGAGAGAGUGAAAUCAUAAAAUACUUCUGGGAAAUCGUUCACUCAUUUGGAGAGGAGCAGAAGAGGUUGUUCCUUCAGUUUACCACUGGCACAGACAGAGCCCCAGUCGGUGGACUCGGCAAACUGAAGAUGAUUAUCACUAAAAACGGCUCUGACACAGACAGGCUUCCAACCUCCCACACCUGCUUUAAUGCACUGCUGCUCCCAGAAUACGCCUCCAAAGAAAAACUGAAAGAAAGACUCCUCAAGGCCAUCACUUACGCCAAAGGCUUUGGGAUGCUGUGACAGAUUUCUUACUGCAUCUUAGUAAACAAAGGGAGCUUUGCAAGAGAAUUAAAGUAUUUUUUGUGUUUUUGUCUUUGACAGUACAGUAAUCCUGGGCCUAACUUGUUAAGGUGCCAUGUAAUAAUGCAGCAUCCCUUCGGAUUCAAGGGUUUUAACAAAGCUUUUACAAAACGCUGAAGUGCACUUACCUACGAUAUUUUAGGUAAUGCCAGCAUGUUUUUUUUAAUUGUCUGUUUUAAGUGAAGUACUUCGAAUUAGUCCUCAGAGACGACCUAACAAUAUGAGUGGAUAAUGGUGCUCAUUAUUUAUGAUUACCAGUUUGGUAACAUCAGGAAAAGUCUUUUUCUUUUUUUUUACCUACAACUGAGCCAAGUAGCCUCUCGGAUACACUUUGCUGCCAGUGUGAGCGCCGUCUCACUCGAAGCCUAUUUUAAAGUAUAUCUUUGUCCGGGUGCGUGUUUUCGUUUUGUUUUUGAAACAAAUACCUUGCGUGUUGUGAAACAGUAAAUCUGAGCUGAGGUUUUUGGCCUCAGGUUUCAGAAUGUGUUGACUGAUUCUGCAAGUCAGACUUUCACAUCCUGUCAAGGUUUGGUGUUUAA
This is a messenger RNA of Cynoglossus semilaevis (tongue sole), 3414 nucleotides long. RefSeq names its product ubiquitin-protein ligase E3A-like. The coding region runs from base 356 to 2815 and encodes 819 amino acids. Gene Ontology annotation, molecular function: ubiquitin protein ligase activity. Gene Ontology annotation, biological process: protein polyubiquitination. The transcript is spliced from 11 exons. Lineage: Eukaryota; Metazoa; Chordata; Actinopteri; Pleuronectiformes; Cynoglossidae. The record is from RefSeq and is a predicted model, not a curated record.